CAAAACAUUAAUAAUUUAGCAGCGCCUACGUACACACUGAAGACGGUCGCGUCUAUCUCAGCUGAAUUAUUUUUUUAAUAACAGUGAAUUAUGUGAUAAUUUGAUGUGAUAUAAUUGUUAAAUAAAUGAUAACAUUAUUUAUAAUACGAAACAAUGAAUGGAAAUCAAUUUGACACGGUCAGUGAGAUUGUUGAGAAGAAAAACGAAAAUGCAGCAACUUUGGAUCACGCUUUACAUGUCGCAGGUCUCGGCUGGUACAAUAUCAAAUACUGUUUAGUGUUGGCUCUAUUCCUCGUAGCAGCAAUUGUAGAACCAGUCGGCUACUCCUACAUAUUACCAUCGUCUAAAUGUGAUUUGAACAUAACAGAUGGACAGCGAGGAUUUUUAGCUUCUGUACCCUAUAUCGGUAUUGUACUGACAUCAUUUCCAUGGGGUUAUUUAGUGGACACUCGGGGCAGGAAGAUGUCAUUGAUUUUGAGUUCUCUGGCGGCGGGCGUAUUUGUACUGCUUUCCGCCUUUAUGCCUGACUUUAUAAGUUUUGCUGUCUGCAAAUUCUUGUCGGCAUUAUGUAUAGCAUGUCCGGCUGCAGUUCCGUACACAUUUAUAGGAGAACUUGUCCCCCUGAAGUAUAGAGAUAUCACUUUAUCUGUUACUAACGCAAUGCAGAUAUUGGGAUCCGCUAUAGUUCCUUUGUUCGGCUGGGCUAUACUUCCAUUGGAGUUUAGAGUGGAUUUCGGAGCUUACGAAUUUCGACCAUGGAGACUACUGACAAUGAUGUACGGCUCUUUAUUCAUAAUAGCUGCGCUGCUACUGACAUGCGGGCCAGAAAGCCCAAAAUAUCUGAUAUCUCAAGGACGAUUUGAUGAAACCCUCGACUUGUUAAGAAUGAUGUACUCGAAGAAUAAGAAAAAAUCUCCGGAUGAUUAUCCUAUUAAAAGCCUAAAGACAGACGAAUUUGUUAAAAAAGAAAAACCUGCAUUCUUUACAUCACUAAAAGUACAAUCAGUACCUUUGUUUAAACCGCCCUUUUUAAAAUGGAUGGCACUCAACAGUACUAUAUUCUUUGGUAUAUUUUCGACAAUAAAUGGUCUUAAUGUUUGGAUACCUGAUGUGUUGAACCGGGUGCUGACUGGUGACGGUGAAGGGGUUACGGCUUGCGAAGUUAUCGCCCAGCGACUUAACAGUACUGCUGAUGACUUCGCCGAAUGUGACGAUACAUUGGACACGAUGACUUUCCUCAUUAAUUCGGUGGCCAAUGUAACAUGCGCCGUCAUCGCAAUCGUAGUUAGUAGCACCGUCAAGAUCAUCGGCAAGAAGAACUUAUUAAUAGCAGUUCAAUUGAUAAUCGGUCUAUUCUGUGUACUGAUCAACGUGGUUACACAAGAUAUUUUGUUUGCUAUAUUCUUAUCAGCGUUGCCAGUGCUAGGAUUAGCGAUAGGACCAGUCAAUGCAUACGCUGUAGAAAUAUUCCCAACACAUCUAAGAGGUAUGGCCGUCAGUUUAUCAAUGAUGAUAGGUCGUGUAGGAUCCGUGUUCGGAGCUAAUGUCGCUGGCGCUAUGUUAAAUGCAGUUUGUGAAGCUACGUUUUAUUUCUUCGGAGGAUUUCUGAUGUUUUGUGGUUUGCUAUCAUUCCUGAUGCCGGGAUCUAAGAAAAAACAAACUAAAGAGGCGAUAACGACAAAAUUGUAAUUAAAAACAUAUAAAUCGUAAAUCAAAUGUACAAAUGUAUUUUAAGUCGUGUAGGAUAAGAUUAUUUUUACGAAUAAAAUUUUAUAUAUUGACC
Papilio xuthus (Asian swallowtail) is the source of this 1783-nucleotide messenger RNA. Its product is annotated as synaptic vesicle glycoprotein 2A. Gene Ontology annotation, molecular function: transmembrane transporter activity. The record is from RefSeq and is a predicted model, not a curated record. Gene Ontology annotation, cellular component: membrane. Gene Ontology annotation, biological process: transmembrane transport. The transcript is spliced from 10 exons. Lineage: Eukaryota; Metazoa; Arthropoda; Insecta; Lepidoptera; Papilionidae. The coding region runs from base 154 to 1689 and encodes 511 amino acids.